Messenger RNA from Staurois parvus, 360 nucleotides. The record is from the annotation of a GenBank genome assembly. Lineage: Eukaryota; Metazoa; Chordata; Amphibia; Anura; Ranidae.
GUAACAAUUCUGUGUCCCUCAGUAACAAUUCUGUGUCCCUCAGUAACAAUUCUGUGUCUGUCCCUCAGUAACAAUUCUGUGUCCCUGUCCCUGAGUAACAAUUCUGUGUCCCUAAGUAACAAUUCUGUGUCCCUAAGUAACAAUUCUGUGGCCCUCAGUAACAAUUCUGUGUCCCUCAGUAACAAUUCUGUGUCCCUCAAUAACAAUUCUGUGUCCCUAAGUAACAAUUCUGUGUCCCUAAGUAACAAUUCUGUGUCCCUCAGUAACAAUUCUGUGUGUCCCUCAGUAACAAUUCUGUGUCCCCUAAGUAACACAUUCUGUGUCCCUAAGUAACAAUUCUGUGUCCCUAAGUAACAAUUC